AUGUCAGACUCCACCAACUGUGAGAGGAAUUUCUUUGAGGAAGAAUCAGAUGAGGAGACUGUGAUUCUUACAUUGGUUCCUGUUAAAGAGGAACAUGUAAGAGGACAACAGAUGGAGCCAAAUGUUUCCUCAACUUCCGACGUUAAACCGAAGAAGCCUAGGGGAAACAAAGUUCAUCUUCCUCAAACAGAUGAACAGCUCAAAGCUUGCCCAAAACCUAGACAUAAAAUACCAGUGCUUCCCCUGCCAACUGUUUUGCCUUCAAUUAAUGAUGUGCAUCGAGAUACUUUGAGGAACUGGUGCCAACAAUGUAAUUUGAGUACGGAUGGCCAGAAAAUAGACGUUUAUUCGAGGAUCCAGAAGCAUAUUUACCCAGAGCAAAAGCAUCAUAUUCCCGGAACACCACAGGAGGCCAGAUUGCGUUCGAGGAGAUGCAAGGCAAAGAAAGAGAUGCUUGAGAAAAGUUACAAGAUGAGUGAGGAAGAGACGAAUGUCGUGGAAGUGAUAUCUUCAGCUCAGGAAACCAUGAUGGCAUCAUGGGCAAGAAUUGCAGCAAGGGCAGUUCGGCCGAAGGCUGCAAAUUCAUGUCCUAUUCCUCCUUUGGUUGUGGCCUUUUUGCCACAGGUUUCUGGUGUCAGGUGGUGUGUGGUCCAUGGCAGACCUCUCCCCGCGGACACAAAAGGCUGGGUUCGCCUGCAGUUCCGUGCAGGUCAGGCCUGGGUGCCAAACACUCCCAGGAGGAUGAUUUCUCUCUUCCUGUUACCAGCCUGCACUUUCCCGUCCCCAGAACUGGAAGAUAAUAUGUUAUGCCCUGAAUGUGCUGAGAGGAAUAAGAAGAUAAUGAAAAGAUUAAUCACAAUGAAGAAGACGAAGCAAUGUGCUUCAAACAGUGUAGGAGACCACAAUGUGUCACCCCAAAAUAUGCCAGUCUAAGUAUUUUAAGCUGAAGGCAAUUGAGAAGAAGCAGAUUCAAGAAAUACUUUCUGCCAUACCACUAUGUGCCCAAAACAGGACAUAAAUUUAUAAAAGUACUUCUACCAGGAAGGACAAAUGAUGGGGAGUCCAUAGUUACAUGAUCAUGCAUCCCAAUAAUUGCUGUGUUGCGUCCUAACCAUCCUUAGUGACUCCUGAUGCUUGAGUGCAUACUUGUAUUUUGUUACAUAGAAUAGAAUUUGUUUAGUUUCAAUUAAUACACUUUUUUUUUUUUUUUAGACUUUUUGC
Messenger RNA from Tupaia belangeri chinensis (Chinese tree shrew), 1221 nucleotides. RefSeq names its product developmental pluripotency associated 2 (gene DPPA2). Gene Ontology annotation, molecular function: chromatin binding. Bases 1 to 933 code for a protein of 310 amino acids. The record is from RefSeq and is a predicted model, not a curated record. Gene Ontology annotation, biological process: system development. NCBI's taxonomy places the organism in Eukaryota, Metazoa, Chordata, Mammalia, Scandentia, Tupaiidae. Gene Ontology annotation, cellular component: nucleus. The transcript is spliced from 7 exons.